CGGAAUAGGACGCAAACAUGGCGGAGAGCAUGCAGAGUACGGAUGACGUCAUGGCGGCUGACGUCCUCAUCCUCCACAAGAAGAUCACAGCUGCUUUUGAAGCGUUUGACUACAACACGAGCAGCGCAGUUGAUGUGCGGGAGAUUGGCACCAUCAUCUAUUCACUGGGUUGCUUUCCCACUCAGAAAGACAUACACGAGUUUAUAGCUGAGGUAGAAGACAAUCACACAGGAUGUGUCCAUCUGGACAAGUUUCUCCCAGCCAUGACCCAAGUACUGCUAGAGCACAAGUUUCCUCCUAUCCCUGAGGACACUCUGCUUCAAGCCUUUGAGGUUCUGGACAAAGACGAGAAGGGAUACAUGAAUUCUGAGGAUAUUACUGAGCUCAUGACUAAAGAAGGUGACACCUUCACACAGGAGGAGAUGACGGAGAUGCUGACAGCUCUUGCUGAUAAUGAGGAGAAGAGAAUCUAUUACAAUGAUGCAAUCAGCCAGUUGACCUUUGACCCGGACAUGUAACCAGGGUUAGUGUGUGCAUGUUAAUGGUUUGUGUUCAUGUUGAUGUUUUACAGACAAUGAAUGGACAAACAUGUUCAAUUUAAAUCCUGAUUUUUUUUUUCCACUGCUGUCAGUGAUGCGUUUCUUUUGCUGACAUUUCCAUUUUUUUUCCCUUCCUUCUCUUUGUAACCUCAUGAUUUGCCUAAAUCUACAAGCGCAGAGGACUCUCUGUCUCUGUGGGGAGAUCUGGCUCAUUAUUAGCUGUACGAUCAUGGACUUCAUUGACAGCAACUUUAAUGCAACUAAAGUAUUAGUCCAAAGUUUCCUCAAAUGGUGUGUACCCAACAUAUUGAUUCAGUCAUAUAAGAAGUUUGUUAAUAAUCUGAAAUUGUGAUAUAAAUCAGUUAUUUCUUUAUAAUGAAGAUGUAUGUGUCUCUGCCACAAAAGUACAAUAACAAACACAUUUCGUGUCAAUGAACAAACAAAUGAAAAACAAACAAACAACACAAUGAUUGCUUUAUCAGCGCAGCAUUUUUUAUGAUCUUGCAUUGAAUAAUCAACAUGCAUGAAACAGCACAGCUUUGGAUGGGUUACAUGAAAUCAUCUGGAGCCUAAAAAUUAUGAUAUGGUCACAAACACGUGCAGUUCUGUGAUUUUAAGCAUGAACACAUGCAAAUGGUUCCAUCAUAAAUGGAGGAAUCUGCCUUUUCAAUUUUCUUAAACUGUGACUAAGUACUUUGAAAAGAAUGAUUCAGGAAAAAAGUGGCAGAUACCUCCAUUUAUGUUUGACUGUAAACUGCUUAAUGUUUUCUUCUGCGAUGAGACCCAAACUUUAACCCGCAUUGCGCUAAUUUCACAGUAAUAAUGUGACCCGUUACUCUCAGCGUCCAGUCACUGUGUGAGACGAAAAACGUGAGAAAAUAAAACAGCAAUAGGAACGAUAUCUGAAUGAAAAGGUCCCUUUUCACUAAAAACACCAGUUAACACAAGUAUGGCUCCAUCCAUUCACCUUCAGCAUCAACAAAUCAGUACAGUACAAUGAAAGUGAUUCCUUUACCCUUAGAUUCAUAGUCUGCAUUUGCAUUGUAACAUAAAUAACCGUCUCAAAGGGGAAAUAUAAAUUAUAUUGCAUAUUAAUGUGAAACCCAUUAACAUGAAAGAAACUGCAGUUUUGUCUGUGGUGGAAUGUUUGAUUUAAACAAAUAAGUCCAGUUUCUUCUCUAAAUAUAAAUGGAACUUAAAAUGAUUUACAUCCUAAAAGAUAAUGAUGUUGGUCAUGUUGGGACAAUUUGCAACUUUUUUUUUUAUCUUUCAAGUGAUCUCUGAACCUCCACCAGCCUGGGGGAAAGGUCACUAAAUAACUACCUAAACCUAAACCCUAAAAAAGGACAAUAACUGGAAUAAAACGUGUCAACAUGAGCACAACCUUUCAGGUCUUGCAGAGUUGGUUCUAAGCACGCAUGUCCCUCUUCCCCCAAAAUAUAUAUCCAACAAACCAAAUUGCUUCAUCAUAAAAUAAAUAAAAAAAUUAAAAUGUGUGUGAAGUUUCUCAUCAUCAAAUGUAGACUUAAUCUUGAAUUGCACCAUUAUUAUCAACCAGUCAGAAUUAUAGCCAUCUGAAACUGGGAUUGCAGAUUAUCUGCAUUAAGAUAUAAAUAUCUGUUGUGAGAAACCAAUUACUUCUAUUUAUAUUGUAUAUACACACAGUGCUUAACACAUUUUUUAGACCACCUGUCAUAACAACAAGAAAACACAUAUUUCUAGAAAUCUUUCAAAAAGUAGUUUGAAUGUUAUAUAACCAAAUUAGAGCUGGAUCACUGAGCUUCACUGCGAAUUUAGAAAUAAAUCAAGCAUAACAUUCAACCACUAAAACUUUUUCUGGAAUGCAAGUAAAUAACUAUAAUUUGACAUCUUAAUCAAAAAAAAAUAAUGCGCUUCACUAUUUUUUUAUGUAAAACAAUAAAUUUGAAAAUUCAUGGAUAACAAAAAUUAUUCCAGUUACAGAGCUUCUACAUACUGGUGUAUUGACUAUUACAGAAACAUAAACAUUUAUUUUGAUCAUUACUUACGCUGCUUCUUACAUUGGGUGGUGGUCUAAUAAAGUGUUAAGCACUGUUUAACUAUAAUAAUAAGAGCCUAUCAACAUGAAAAACAUGAAUAUUAACUAACAACUGGGAGAUGAGACCGUUUCUCUGGUAAACCUGUGUACUACGGCUUUAAUAAAGAUUCAUGAUCAGUGGUCAGUA
Solea senegalensis (Senegalese sole) is the source of this 2743-nucleotide messenger RNA. RefSeq names its product EF-hand calcium binding domain 2 (gene drc8). The coding region runs from base 18 to 518 and encodes 166 amino acids. The transcript is spliced from 7 exons. The record is from RefSeq and is a predicted model, not a curated record. Lineage: Eukaryota; Metazoa; Chordata; Actinopteri; Pleuronectiformes; Soleidae. Gene Ontology annotation, molecular function: calcium ion binding.